Molecule: messenger RNA, 723 nt
Organism: Penicillium longicatenatum
Lineage: Eukaryota; Fungi; Ascomycota; Eurotiomycetes; Eurotiales; Aspergillaceae
Exons: 1
Coding region: 1-723 (240 amino acids)
Source: RefSeq, a predicted model, not a curated record
AUGGCUCAAUUCGGUGCCAUGCAAGACCAGGGAGCCCAGCGCCGACGAUGGAUUGCUGAUCCAAGUGAUCCCGGUUGCUACAUUGAACGAUCCACGCUGACCUAUCCCCAUCUCCUGGAGAAAUUCACGAAUUUGACAACAAAGCACGUCCAUCCAGAGGAUGAUUUAGAUGAACACGUAUUGGAUGCGAUGGUUGAACUUGAAGAAAGCAAGGUAAUAGCUACUGACCGGCGGCAGUGGAGAAACUUCGACAUAUACUCACCUUUACUAAACGUUUCAGCAAACACAGGGCCAGGUAUGAUCAUCAUCGAUGUCAUGUUCCGGGCUCGGCUAGGGGGACCCAUUACUGCUGAACUAAUGGCUAAUGUGCCUGCAGCUUCCGCUGUGGCCCAGGCCUUGUACACACGAGACUUUGAUCUCAAGGAUCUACGGUGCGUUUUUGUGAACUGUAUCGUUAACAAAAAUACUAUAGGUUUCAUCAUGGAUCAUAUAUACAAGCCUGAGAUAUUUGCAGAGUUUCCUGAUCUUGACUUUGUGCCUGUGGCUUGGGAUUAUGGAACUCCGGAGUAUGACGGUCUGCUCGGUACUCGCAUAGGUAGGGUUGUCGCAUAUUUGAUUCUUGGAGCGUUUGAACGAGGUGCGCAUCGGAUUUCUCGGAUUACAACUUACAUGUCUGAAGGGCUCAGUGCUACUCAUUUGCGCUUUGAUAUUGAGGCCAUUUGA